Scylla paramamosain (green mud crab) is the source of this 636-nucleotide messenger RNA. RefSeq lists its product as uncharacterized. The transcript has 2 exons. Bases 1 to 636 code for a protein of 211 amino acids. Gene Ontology annotation, cellular component: plasma membrane. The record is from RefSeq and is a predicted model, not a curated record. Lineage: Eukaryota; Metazoa; Arthropoda; Malacostraca; Decapoda; Portunidae. Gene Ontology annotation, molecular function: ligand-gated monoatomic ion channel activity; signaling receptor activity.
AUGGGGCGAGUGAGUGGAAGUAACAGCAAGGGAAUGAGUGGAAUAAGAGAGAACAGGUCUUCUAUUGAAGGCGUAUAUUUGCAGGAAGUGGACUUUAGCCCGGGACCUUUCGGUAAUAACGCCGCUCGCUACGAGGCCGUCGAUUUCACUUGGCCGGUUUCCUUCGUGGAAGUCAAAGUCUUCGCUGGUCGAGGGAGUCCCGAGGUAGAUCCGUGGGGCUUUUUGCUGCCCCUCGCCCCGUGGGUGUGGGCGGCUCUGCUAUCAACCUUUCUCCUUCUCUCUGUCACCUCAUCCUUCCUCUUCACCAAGUUUUCAGAGGAAGACUUGGGUAGCAGCGAGAUCUUUGCCUCAAAUAUGCUAUAUUUUGUCAGCAUCGUGCUUCGUCAGUCCGUGUGGAUGGGUGAGGGCGGGUGGUGGUGGCAACGCGUGGUGCUGGGCGUGUGGAUGCUGAUGACCAUGGUGCUGACGCGCAGCUACGAGGGCAACCUUAUAUCACUGCUGGCCGUGAGACACCUGCCCCAGCCCUACCAGACCCUCAGGGACGUGGUGAACGACCCCUCCGUGGUUAUGGUCUGGCACAAGGGAGGAGCACCCAUUCAGUCGGUUAUGGUGCGUAAACACAAAGAGUUGCUUUAA